AUGAACGAAGCGAUUGUCAUUCGCCAAAACCUCGAGGACGGCGCUUGUGACUUGAAUUUGCCGUUCUUCGGUGCACCACCAGAAAGCGAUAGGUCGCCUACGCUAGAAUUCCCUUGGACUCAUCCGGCAGAAGAUGUGCGAUACAGUCGCCGACGAAACUUGCGAAAACCCACAAGAGAGAUAUGGGUCACAUCAACAAACGUUAGGCCAUAUGGUUCGACGAAUGAUGAAUUUAAUAGCGAAUUUGAACUAGAUAGUGACCCUGCGGAGCCUGCAUUAUCCACACAAGGACGAACUAUUGGGCAAUUGGUCUACGAAAUAAACCAGUUAAACACAGCAGAUUUCAUUUCGGCCCAGCAAGAUUUCAGUGCUGAAAAUUUCCUUAAUGGCAACGAAACUUGUAACGCAACAUCAAGUAAGCCAAGUCUAGCUUCAACUAGGCUGGGGAGACGCCCGACAUCGACAUCUACAUCAGCAUCUUCAACCACCCCAAUGGACGCGAUCGGGGUGCCAGAUAUCAAGCAACGCCGAGAAAGAAAUCGCGUUGCCGCCCGGAAAUGCCGGCAAAAAGCCAAGCAGAAUAUUGUUGGACUACAACGACGUGAGAGAGAUUUAAGCCAGCAGAACACGGUGCUGCUCAGCCACGUCGGUAACUUGCGCGAGGAGAUUUUGGAUUUGAAGAACGAGAUCCUGAGACACUCCGAAUGUAACAGCAGUGUAAUACAAAACUACAUUGCAAAUGCGGCCCGCCGCCAAAUGGGAUGA
This is a messenger RNA of Xylaria bambusicola, 765 nucleotides long. RefSeq lists its product as uncharacterized. The transcript has 2 exons. The coding region runs from base 1 to 765 and encodes 254 amino acids. Gene Ontology annotation, biological process: regulation of transcription by RNA polymerase II. Lineage: Eukaryota; Fungi; Ascomycota; Sordariomycetes; Xylariales; Xylariaceae. Gene Ontology annotation, molecular function: DNA-binding transcription factor activity, RNA polymerase II-specific; RNA polymerase II cis-regulatory region sequence-specific DNA binding. The record is from RefSeq and is a predicted model, not a curated record.